AAUCACAAAAACACAUUCAAAGACUGCACCGUUCAGUUCAUUUCCGGUUGUUUAUGUUUUUACGUUUUCCGACAGUUUUGGAAAGAAGUGUCGAAAUGUCAAUAAAUACAGCUCAUGCGAACGGCGGUGUUUUAAUAUUUGCCGGAGAAAGAAUACUCCUGUACUGUGAUGGAGUGGAAAUGGGGUUUGAACCUAACUCUAUACCACAUUUCAAGGGAAACAAAAAUGGAACGGUUUAUCUAACUACACACAGGGUGCUUUUCACAAACAAGAGUAAGAAAGAUAUGUUGCAGUCAUUUAGUGUGCCAUUUCUCCAGAUGAGAGAGGUUGAACUGGAACAGCCAGUAUUUGGGGCCAAUUAUAUCAAAGGAAAAAUGAUUGCCGAACAAGGAGGUAACUGGACAGGGGAUGGAAAAUUUAAGAUGUGGUUUAAGAGUGGUGGUGCGAUAGAGUUUGGACAGGCUAUGCUGCGUGCAGGAAAACUAGCAUCGAGAAACAGACCAGCACAGCCUCCAGCAUAUACUCCACCCCAGGGACCAAUCUACCAAGCCCCACCACCAGCUUACAGUGCUCCACACACAGAAUACUACGCAUGGGUUCCAUAUCAAACAUUCCCUACUGCUCCACCGCCUGAGUAUGUAUACACAACAGAUGCUCCUCCCCCAUACCCUGGAGUGGACCCAGCCUAUCCUCCCCCACAGGCAAUGUCAAAUGGGAUGUCCUCGGCAGAUGCCAAGGCAAUGGAGGCUGCAGGCAAUGGUUAUUACAAUCCUGCAAACCCACAUAAUGUAUACACCCCGGCACUAUACCCAUCUGCGCCGCCAUCAUAUGAUGAUGUCACAAAGAAAAAUCAAUGAUCUUAUUAUAAAUCAAGGCAACUUUAAUACGCGAUCCUGAUGAAGUCAUAAAGAAAAAUCAAUUAUAGACAAUUAUCAUUGCUCUUACUAUACAUGAAUCUGUCAUAAAGCAGUUUACAGUCACGACUGUAAGUGUAGCCAUUAUAAGAAACUCUAAACUUUUGAGACUCGCAUUACAUUUGAAAUGUUGAAAAGGAAAUCUUUAUAAAGUGAUGUGUAAGUAUUACAAUUAUUUUAACCCCAAAUAUUUCAGAUAUUCUGUAUGCAUACUCAGAAUUUCUACAAAUGAUAGAAUUAUUUGUAGUGUUCAAAAAAGUUUAUUCUAUCUUAAAAUGUCUUAUUUUAGAAUAAACAAACCAUCCUUCUGGGUCUUGAAAUAUUGAAAUAAAUACUACUGUUACUGUUGAAAAGUUAAGGGAAAUUAACCUUUCUGAAAUUUGGGUAAAGUAACUGUUUUACUACCCCUUGUUCUUUAGAAAUAAAAGUAUAGGUGAAAAAUAUUAGGGCCUUGGGUGUGGACAAAGCAUAUGCUGGCAUGUUGCCCCUACCACCCACACACACUAUCAUUGUUGAGGGGUAUGGUAAUUCCUUCCCCACCUUGCACCAGCAUGCUCCUAUACAUAUGAUGCUGAAUUUUGUAACAGUAGGCAAAAUUGGUCUUGGAAACUGUGAUAUUUACAGUCUUGGGUCGAUAUUUAUUACAGAAAAGUGAAGGAAUGUCAUUAGGGAAAUAAUUCUUUUUUCAGACAGGGCUUGUCUUAAACAAUUGGACUUUAUUUAAGCUGUCUGAUUUUAGAAAAUGUUUAUGGCAGUAUACAAAGCAUUGUUUUCCCAGGGGGUAUUUAGAUUAAGCAUAGAAUGACCUUGAUUUUGAAGUUCAUUCUCUGUACAGUCUGGAAUAUUUAAUGAUAUUGUUGUGUUUAACACGGUAUUCUUGUAGUAUUUAUCUUUAGAAUACGUCUCUUAUCAUGUAUCUGUAUAUUCUUUUUCUUGUCAUACUUUGCUUGGUGUUUAUAUCUUCAAGUUAUAUAUGAAUCUGUAAAAAAGCAGUUGUUGUGUAUUGUUAAAUUGUUUUAAUAUAUCAUUUUUAAUGAUGGGAUUUAUUAUUUAUUACUUAUUUACUUGUUAUUAGUCAUGUGGAUAGGUGAUUGUUAAAGAUGUAGUGUUUUCAGGCAGUUUCUAAUGCUGGCUUAUAAUGUAGGUACUCUGAAACACCUUACCUCACCUGAAUCAAAGGUACAGGGUGAGCUUUUAGUAUAAAUGGAUGGUCCAUCAUCCAUUGUCCACCAUUUACAUAAACAUCUCCACAUCUGAAGCUGCUGUUCAGAAUUACAUUAAACUUGGUCUGUAGCAUUCAGGCAAGUUCAUCUCUAAAAAAUUUCAAAUGAUUGAACUUGACCCCUUUUAAUGGAUGUUACAGCAAAAAAUAUGAACACAUUUAAACACUUUCUCGUGAAUUUCUUGAUGGAUCUUCAUCAAACUUGGUAAGUAACAUUGUUACAAGGUAUUCUCCCAAAUUUAUUCAAUUGGGGACCUUCAACUCCUUCUAAGGACUUUUAGAGCUAGAAAUAGAAAUACUUUUAAACAGCUUCAUCUUAUGAACCGCUUGAUGUAUCUUCACCAAAGUUGUUCUGUGGCAUCAUUAUAAAGUCUUUUCCAAAGUUUAUUUAAAUGGAGACAGGGGCUGCUGGAGCUAAAAACUGAAAUACUUUUGAAUGACUUUUUAGCUCACCUGAGCAUGAAGUGCUCAUGGUGAGGUAUUGUGAUCACACUGUGUCCGGCGUGCGUGCGUGCGUCCUUCGUCAACAUUUGUGUUUAAACGACAUUUCUCCAAAACCAGUGAAUGUAUAUUGAUGAAACUUGGCCAAGAUGUUCCUUUGGUGAUCCUCUACCAGAGUUGUUCAAACAGUUCUGCUUGGUUGCACAUAGGGGCUGCCAGAGCUAAAAAUAGAAAAAACUUCAAACAACAUCUCCUCCUAAACCGAUGGUCCGAUUUUGAAAUUAUUUCACACAAAUGGUCCUUAUGUCACCCUCUACCAAGAUUGUUCAAAUUAUACCGAUUUGUUAGAAAAAACAUGGUUGCUGGAGGGCGUGGUCACUUUUCCCUUUAUGUAUAUAGUGGAAACUUUAAAAAUCUUCUUGUAUGAAACUGCUUGCCCGAUUUUAGAAUAAUUUUACACAAAUGGUCCUUGUGUGACCCUCUACCAAGAUUGUUCAAAUUAUUUUGAUUCAUCAAAAAACAUGGCCGCCAGAGGGCGUGGUCGCUUUUCCCUAUAUGUAUAUAGUGGAAACUUUAAAAACCUUCUUGUGUGAAACUGCUAGCCCAAUUUUAGAAUAAUUUUGCACAAAUGGUCCUUGUGUCAGUCCCACUACCAAGAUUGUUCAAAUUAUUUUGAUUCGUCAAAAAACAUGGCAGCCAGAGGGCGUGUUCACUUUUCCCUAUAUGUAUAAUGUGGAAACUUUAAAAAUCUUCUUAUUGGAAAUUGCAAGCAUGAUUUUAAAAUAAUUUUACACAAAUGGUUCCUGUGUGACCAAGAUUGUUCAAAUUAUUCCAAUUCUUCAAAAAACGUGGCUGCCAGGGGUUGUGGUCACUUUCCAUCUCUGAAACAAUAAUAGCUAGAGCCUUGAUAUUUGGCAUGUGAUAUCAGAUUUGUAAUGUCUACAAUAAUUGUUCAAAUUAUUGCCCUAGGUUCAAAAGUGUGUGUGACAUGUAUAUAAUAGAGGCGAACAUAAAAGAAACCUAACUCUAUAUUUAUACAAACACACUUGAAGCCUUGUACACAGGUGAGCGCUUUAGGGUCAAUGAACCUCUUGUUUCAUCUAGUGUCCUUUGUCAACAUUUUUACUUAAACAUCUUCUGUUCUGAAACUGCUGAUCACAGUUGUCCUCACACAAAUUUGUUCAAAUGAGGCACUUAACCUGUUUUAUGUUUUUGUAUUCUAAACACAGAUUUAUUAUUCAUGAUUCAGUGUGUCAUAUGUAUAUUCAAGGUCAAAUAGUCAAGGUCAGGUGAGGUAAGCAACUUAGGGCCACCAUAGCCCUUUUGUUUGAAAUAAUACUUGGUUAUUUAGAGGACCUACAAAUCAUUUUCUAUGCUUUAUUCCAUGUGUUUCUGUGACUGAAAAAUUGAGGUUCUAUCUUUAUAUAGUGGUACUCGGUGGGAUACUUUUGUUUUUGAACCAGUCAAAAUCGAAAGUUGUUUUCUGGUAUAUUUUGAAUAAGUCCAAAUUGCCAUUAUAUCGUGUUUUAAUAAAAAAAGAGCUGUCUUUGAAUAAAGAAUUACAUGUCAUACAGUCUUAAUCAUUUGAUUUGAAAAGUGAUAAUACCAAAAAAAAAAACACUGCUAAACUUAGUUACAUAUUUGCUGGUUUAAUAAGGCGUUUCAUUUUAGCAAAUUUGUUUUCGCAAGAUGUAUGUUCUGUUUAUAUACUAUGUCUUACCUGAUCAAAAGGAAACUUUAAAUGUUUUGUUUUGAAUAGUUCACUUUGUUGUUUUUUACUGAUUCAAGUUUAAGUAACUGAUUGAAGUUGAAGUUGAAGUUUAUUUUUAAGAUUGAAUUACAUUGUAUCUCAUGAACUGUUAACAUUUUCAUGUAUGUUUUGGUUAUAUUAAUGAAUAAAUGAAAUGCAAUA
Molecule: messenger RNA, 4489 nt
Organism: Mercenaria mercenaria
Lineage: Eukaryota; Metazoa; Mollusca; Bivalvia; Venerida; Veneridae
Product: WW domain-binding protein 2-like
Exons: 7
Coding region: 54-857 (267 amino acids)
Biological process (GO): positive regulation of DNA-templated transcription
Cellular component (GO): nucleus
Molecular function (GO): transcription coactivator activity; chromatin DNA binding
Source: RefSeq, a predicted model, not a curated record